This is a messenger RNA of Fusarium proliferatum ET1, 432 nucleotides long. RefSeq lists its product as uncharacterized. The record is from RefSeq and is a predicted model, not a curated record. The coding region runs from base 1 to 432 and encodes 143 amino acids. The transcript has a single exon. Lineage: Eukaryota; Fungi; Ascomycota; Sordariomycetes; Hypocreales; Nectriaceae.
AUGGAACUUCCGUGGCUGCAGAAUCUCCACCUCCUUCUCAGCCGAACUGUCAUGGCCGUUGAUCAGGGAGACAACUCCCGAGCUGAUAUGUCAAAUGAAGUCAGAUACACCCUCUUGUGUCUUGCCUAUCGCCGCAAAAACUCUGGAGGAAGACAUGUGAUUACCAACGAGCACCUCACCAAGGCGACCCACUACUUUGACGUCCGUAUGCUUACUCACGAUUUGCACAUGGCCAAGUCAGACAAACCAAUAAAGCCUCCAGAUGGCUUCACUCGCCUUUUCUUCGGUAAUGAGAGUAGUGACGACGAACCCGACGCUCCUUCGCCCUCAUCCGAGAAUCAACAAGAGGCCAGCUCGUCGACAGCAACAAAGCGCAAGGCCUCAGAUGAUUCGACCAGCUCAGCCUCCAUGCCCCAGAGUAAGAGGGUGUGA